CCCUGAACAUUACACGACGAGGAGGAAGAAGACGAGGGAAGAGGUGUUUCUCCAGGCCUUUCUCCUCUUUCAUUAUUUAUUUCCUUAUUAACAGCGAUCAAAACAUUGAUGGUCGAUCAUCCGCCGCUGAGCUCGAGACCCGCGGAAUAUCGUGCAGUUUUUCGCUUCGGUGAGUGUGUGUGUCGCGAUGGCUCGCCCACGGCCCCGGGAAUAUAAAGCUGGAGAUCUGGUUUUCGCCAAGAUGAAGGGAUACCCGCACUGGCCGGCGAGGAUUGAUGAGCUACCAGAGGGAGCCGUGAAGCCGCCAGCUAAUAAAUACCCCAUCUUCUUCUUCGGUACCCAUGAGACUGCGUUCCUGGGCCCCAAAGACCUGCUGCCCUACAAGGAAUAUAAGGACAAGUUUGCCAAGUCAAACAAGAGAAAAGGAUUUAAUGAAGGCCUGUGGGAAAUUGAAAACAAUCCUGGUGUCAAAUUUACUGGUUACCAGGUGAUGCAGCAGCAGAGCUCCUCGGAGACGGAGGGGGAAGGAGGGAACGCAGUCGACAGCGAGGAAGAGGAAGAAGAAGAGGAGGGAAAGAUGAAGAGCGACAAAGUCGGAUCCAAGCGGAAAAAAAGUGCAUCCUCAAAGUCCUCCAAGCUGUCCAGGAAGGGUUCGGGAGAUGAGGAUCUGGAGAAGGACGGGAAAGAUGAGCAGAAGAGCGGAUCAGAGGCUGGUGACCAUGACAACAACAUCCAGAACUCUUCAGACAAGACAUGCAGUCAAGGGAAUCUCCGGGAGGAUCGUUAGGCGAUCAUCGGACAACGGCUCGUGACGCUGAUAUGUCAUACUGUAAAUGCAUCUUAUUACACUGAUCGCUUGCAAACUCCUACACAUUAUUAUCUGGCUCAGUCAAACACACACACAUACAGUCAAAUAAAAACAUGAAUCCAGGAUUUACACACAAACGUCAUUCCUUUCUGCUGAUUUGAUUUUAGAGGUUUAGCUUCAGCUCAUUCAGAUCUCAUUCAUGUGUCAUGCUAGCCGUUUAUUUCUUAACAAUGGAACAAACAGACGUUUGUCUGUCAAACAACUCGGCCGUCUUUCACGCUUUUACGUAAUCUGAGAGAAAGGAGUGGAAAGCGUAGAAUAUGAAGAAUCGUGCACAAGCAGAGUUGUGCGCCGUAACUCGAUAUUAUCUCUGUAUAUUUUAUUUGGGUGUAGACUCUAGGAUCUCUGUACUAUUAUCCCGAUGCGCAUCCGUUCCUGUGUCGUGGGUUGGUUGUUUUCUAGCCUUUCUAGUGGCAUGCUGUAGUUUCACAUGUUGGAGAUGUUCUUCUGUCUGUCCGUUCCUGAUCACAGACGCCCCUCUUCCACACAGUCCAUUUUUAUUUCUUAUCUUUGUUUAUAUAAAGAAUAUAUUCUAUUUAUUUUUGAUGAUAGUAGAUGACACAUCUGUGGUAAAUUCACCAAUGUGGUUUUCCUGUCGUUUAAUUUUUAUUGCCCUCAUACAUCUUGCAUUUUCAAGGUUUGUAGCCACAUGUAAACUGUUUUUCCUGUUUAUUGACAAGAAUUUUACAGAAUAAACUCAUUGGAAUGC
Molecule: messenger RNA, 1577 nt
Organism: Rhinichthys klamathensis goyatoka
Lineage: Eukaryota; Metazoa; Chordata; Actinopteri; Cypriniformes; Leuciscidae
Gene: hdgfl3
Product: HDGF like 3
Exons: 6
Coding region: 188-787 (199 amino acids)
Biological process (GO): regulation of transcription by RNA polymerase II
Cellular component (GO): nucleus
Molecular function (GO): transcription coregulator activity; double-stranded DNA binding
Source: RefSeq, a predicted model, not a curated record